This is a messenger RNA of Laetiporus sulphureus 93-53, 1086 nucleotides long. RefSeq names its product Clavaminate synthase-like protein. Bases 1 to 1086 code for a protein of 361 amino acids. The record is from RefSeq and is a predicted model, not a curated record. Gene Ontology annotation, molecular function: dioxygenase activity. The transcript has 7 exons. NCBI's taxonomy places the organism in Eukaryota, Fungi, Basidiomycota, Agaricomycetes, Polyporales, Laetiporaceae.
AUGCCCGGCCUCACUGCAACUGCUCCUUUUCCCGACGACGUCCCGACCCACCCGCUAUUUGUCAUCGACUAUGCUCUCCUCAUACAAGGCGACAAGCAGGAGAUCGCGAAACUGUGGAAAGCAGGCACCGAGCUCGGAUUCUGGUACCUGAAGAACCAUGGAGUCGAGCGUGAAGUUGACGGCAUGUUCGACAUGGGUGCAGAGACACUCGACCUGCCCCUGGAAGAGCUGAUGAGAUACGAGCAGGGCGACAACGGGGACUCCUUCGGAUACAAGGCCCGCGGGACGAUUCAGACAGACGCCAACGGCACCCGUGACAACGUCGAGUUCCUUAAUAUCGCACAAGACGACGUGCUCUCCUGGCCGAGAACCACACACCGCAUGUACCCCUCGACAGUCAAUGCACGCAUGGAGCGUACCAUCAUACCUUUCGUCCGCAAGUCUAUGGAGGUGAACUUGACGUUCCUAACCAUCUUCGAACGGCAACUCGGCCUGCCAAAGGGUGAGCUGUCAAAGCUGCAUUCUAUGGACGAGCCGUGCGGCAGCGAAGCACGCUGCAUCAAGACCCCUCCAAAUCAGUCUUCAACCGGUGUCGGUGCUCACACAGACUUCGGCACUAUUACAUUUCUGCAUAACCGUCUGGGUGGUUUGCAGGUGAUGCCACCAGGGACGCAGAAGUGGCUGUACAUUAAGCCACUUUCUGGCUAUGCCAUCUGCAACGUCGGUGACGCACUCGCAAUUUUUAGCGGCGGGAUUUUGCGGUCGAAUCUCCAUCGCGUCAUGCCUCCUCCAGGCGCUCAGUCGCGGUUCGAGAGAUAUUCCAUCGCCUUCUUCACGCGUCCAAGGGACUCCGUCGUGCUCCGCGCUCUGGGAGAAAAGAGCGAGCUGAUCGCAAAGGCUAUUGCAAUGGCUCCCGCGGCACAAUAUGAAACGGGGACAAGUUCGGCAGACUGGAUUUCAAGGAGAAUUAGGAAGCUCAGGCUGAAGAACAGACAGGGUCCUGAGACGUGGUACGCGAGCAUGGGUACGGAGCACGAGGGCAUUGGUCGUCGUGGUGGCGUUAUGCGAGCUCAGGCCGCCGCGUGA